AUGAACUGUUUCCAGAUAUUCGGAAGAGAGAAGCGCAGAGGUGCCAACUCAGCUCCGGAAUUGGGCGGCGGCGGAGGCGGAAGAAUGGGGAGCGAGGACAGCGGGGGGAAUCGCGCGGCGAAGUCCGCCGGAAGCAGUUUGUCUUCCCCUCGCCGGACGAUACCCGAGAUGUACAGAGAGAGGCAGCACAGCCUGCGGGUCUUCUCUCUGUCGGAGCUCCGUGAGGCGACCAACAAUUUCAACAGGCUGCUCAAGAUCGGCGAGGGUGGGUUCGGGUCGGUUUACAAGGGAUCCAUCAAACCCGCCCCGCCAGAUCGGCCCAACAUUGUCGCCAUUAAGAAGCUGAAUGUCCAUGGCUUGCAGGGUCACAAGCAAUGGAUUGCAGAAGUCCAAUUCCUUGGAGUGCUGGAUCACCCCAAUCUUGUGAAGCUUUUAGGAUACUGUUCUUUGGAUGGAGAAAGGGGAAUACAACGGCUCUUGGUUUAUGAAUACAUGCCUAAUAAAAGCCUGGAGGACCAUCUUUUCAACAGGGCCAUGCCAACAAUUCCUUGGGUGACCCGAAUAAACAUUAUCCUUGGGGCAGCUCAAGGAAUGGCGUAUUUGCACGAGGGAUCGGAAGUUCAGGUGAUUUAUCGAGAUUUCAAAUCCUCCAACGUGCUACUUGACACGGAUUUCAAUCCCAAACUUUCCGACUUUGGGCUGGCAAGGGAAGGUCCAACAGGGGACCGCACUCACGUGUCUACUGCUCCUGUCGGGACACGUGGAUAUGCAGCCCCAGAAUACGUCGAAACCGGCCGAUUGACAGUGAAAAGUGACAUAUAUAGCUUUGGUGUUGUCCUAUACGAAAUACUGACAGGAAGGCGGACAUUAGAAAGGCACCUCCCCUCGUCUGAGGUAAAGCUACUGGAAUGGGUGAAGCAGUUCCCAGCCAAUAGCAAGAGGUUUAGCAUGAUCAUUGAUCCACGCCUCCAAAAUCAAUAUUCCCAGAGUGCUGCUCGGAGGAUUGCAAAAUUGGCUGACAUUUGCUUGAACAAAAACCCAAAAGAUCGGCCCACAAUGACUCAAGUGGUCGAGAUCUUGAAGCAAGCUAUGGAAGACUCGCAAGGAUGUUCUCGUUCUUCGUCAUUGACAACAAACGACUCAAAUGAAAGACUAGCAGCUUCCUCACGGACAACACAGAUGGCUCAGGCUCAUUGA
Molecule: messenger RNA, 1197 nt
Organism: Striga hermonthica
Lineage: Eukaryota; Viridiplantae; Streptophyta; Magnoliopsida; Lamiales; Orobanchaceae
Source: the annotation of a GenBank genome assembly